Synchiropus splendidus (mandarinfish) is the source of this 4506-nucleotide messenger RNA. Its product is annotated as dynein axonemal heavy chain 1-like. Gene Ontology annotation, cellular component: dynein complex. Gene Ontology annotation, biological process: microtubule-based movement. Gene Ontology annotation, molecular function: dynein light intermediate chain binding; minus-end-directed microtubule motor activity; dynein intermediate chain binding. The record is from RefSeq and is a predicted model, not a curated record. The transcript has 25 exons. NCBI's taxonomy places the organism in Eukaryota, Metazoa, Chordata, Actinopteri, Syngnathiformes, Callionymidae. Bases 131 to 3826 code for a protein of 1231 amino acids.
CUUGACAACGUCAAACAUUACGUCACAGAAAUCCAAGUGGGACGACUGAGAUUUUGUGUUUGACGACAGAAUAAUAACGUAAAUGUUUGACAUGUUAUCAGGAUAAGGCGUGUAAUCUUUAUAGAUAAGAAUGGAGAAGGAGGUUCCUCCUGAACAGAGGAGACUUGCAGAAUAUUGGCCUCCAACUGGAAAGUGUCAGCUCAGACCCCUUGAGCGUAAACAAAGAGGAGUCUACUCGGAUGAUAUUAUUAACAAUCCAAGGUUCAAGAUUAUUUCAGAUGGCAAACUACAACCCUCAGUGUCCAUGAUCAGAGAGUCUCCCUACACCGCUCCUGUCACGGUGGACUUCUGUAAAGUGACCGAUUACUUCAGCAGUGGUGGUGACAAACCCAAGGUCCAGAUUCCACAUAAAUCAAUGCCUGGAUCUGUUCCUCGCAGAAUUGCAGUGGAGAGACUGCGUCGACAGUACAUGAAGACUGACAUUGAACAGCUUUUAUUUGACCAAGGCAUUGACAUCAGUCGACUACAACCCAAACACUUUGGCGAGCAAAUGAACAGCUCUGUUAACGGCUACUUACCGCUUGAGAUCUUCGACAAUGAGGAUUUUGACUGUCGUACACCGGGGGACUGGCUGGCCUUGGGAAAACCUGCCGGAUCUGGAGGACAAAAACCAGUUCCAGCAAAAGCACUCUUACCUAUAGAGGAGGGGUUAUUUGUGGACAACUCAAGUGAAACCUCUUCAAUGUAUCACUGGCAUCUGGUUGGUGUGCUUGACUAUAGUGAGGAGACACGUCGGUACCUUGUAGAAAAGGUUGUUCUCAGUCGUAAACUACAGGAAGAAACCUCGGAUCAAUGGAGCAAUCGCACAAAGCAAGAGCAAGGUGUGAGCACGGUGGUUACGUGUGGCAAACACUGGGUCCCCAGGAUCAGGUUGUUAUUUUGUGCCGAGGACCCUCGUGUUUUUGCCAAGCGACUUCAGUUUGCAUUGUCCUGUAGAGAAGAGACAGAAGCGCUCCUCCUCUACCACCUGUACGUAGACUGCAUGCCCGUCUGCGACGGUUCACCGUCUAUUGACAGCCUCGCUCUUCAACGGAUCACGAAGAAUGCACUAUCUGCGCCCGGCUUCACACCCAAAACUUUGGAGACGUGCGUGCAGACUCAGGAGACGGAGGUGAAAUUACAGUAUGAUCGUGCGAUGAACAGCAUGGUCUUUGAUGCAGUGGUGAGGAGCAGUCCUGAACUGUUCUCAUAUGUCAAGCUGCCCCAGGAAUAUCUGCCUCCGAAAGGUCCUGCUGCUUUGGUGCCCCUGCCUUCGUACUCGGAGAACAAAAGAUUGUUUUCAGUGACAUCCCUGCUGAACAGUUCAGACGUGAUUAAAGUGCUGUCUGAAGUCCAAUCUCAGUGCAGUAAAGUUGCCAACAUGAAGCUGUUCAACGUCUCCUUCAACAAACCACUCGGUUUGGAAGAGUUUAGAGGGAACCAGUCUCAAAUCCACACUCAGACAAGCUUGUUUCUUCAUGAAUCCUGGGUUCCCACGUUAUGCAACAGUUUCCGGUGUAACUUUGGAAGUCAUGUCAAAGGUGCUUACAAUCUGAGGGAGUCCUGCUGGGAGGUGUACAACACCUCCAGGCUUCACCGCUUCAUGCCCUUGGUGAGGUACCACAUGGAGGACGCUCUUCGCCACCUCGUGCGCAGCUCUCUGGUCAGUCUAGGCCAUGUGAUCCUGGACGCCUGCUCAAGUCUGGUGACAUGUCCAGCGGACAUGGUUUGGGGAGACAGCCUCAUCACCAGCUGUUUUCAACCAAAAAAUCACCCUGUGUUCCAUGUGGACCUCGUUCUGGCUCCAAGUGGGGCUCAUUACUCUACACCUGUCGAGGAAUUCCAGACAGCUGUCACGCACCUGUUUGAUGAAGGCAUUCGCUCCACGCACAACGUACCACGACUAGAGAAGUUUGUCUUGCCAAACCUGUUCUUUGGAGGUGAUCCAGUCAUCAGCUCUGUAAGCCUGUGGGAAGCAGAGGUGGUGGAGUUGAGAGAGAAGAUUUCUGGUGCUCUCUCUAAAGCCGCUGUUGUUCUGAAGGCUUACGCAGCUGAAUAUUCACAAUUUAUAGAUCUACACAACACGGAUGUAAAUGGCUCUUUCAAAUCAGCUAUGGAAGGUUGCCAGACAUCUCAGGAAGUGAGGAAGGAAUUAGAGCGGCAUCUUAAAGAGAAGGACAGACUGGAGCAGUUGCUCCCAACGUCUCUUGUCAUUGGUCCGUUCCUGAUUCAGCUUGAGACUGUCCGACAGUCUCUCUUCAACAAAACAAAUGCUUUAGUCAUAGCCACUCUCAAACACUUUGCUUCAAUACUCUGCAACCAAGUUGAUGACGUGUGUGAAGAGUGUGACGUUAUACACAAGAAACUACACAAAAUGCCCGACAGCAUUGAGGAACUGUCGGAGAAGAAACUCUGGAUGGAACAACUCCCAGAUCGACUGGACUAUUACAAGGAAACUCUUGUGAAAAUUCUCUCAGAAUAUGAACUCUUACAUGAGUUCUGCCACGUAAUACCAAAACAAGACGUCAACAAGAGGUUCACAGCAAUGGUCUGGCCAUUGAAGAUAUCUAAAGAUAUCCAGGCAGUCACUGCCCAACAUGUGGAACUGGAGCAUCAUUUUCAAAAGAACCUGCAGUCUGACCAGAACAACUUUGAGGACCAUCUUGACUCAUUACAGGAGCAGGUUGCUGGUUUGGGAGGCCAUGUAGACAUGGCUCACGCUCAUGAUAUCGUAAAUAAAGUAAGAAGCACGGGGAGGCUCCUCCAAGAAUCCCAGGCUCUGGCUGAAACCUACAACAACAGACAGCGUCUGCUCGGCCUGGCUGUCACAAGCUAUGAUCGAGUAGAGGCAAUGGUGAAGGACUUCCAGCCCUACAGCGCCCUCUGGACAACGACCUUUGAUUGGCUUCAUUGGCAGAAGAUUUGGCUCAAUGACCCACUGACAUCCAUAGAGCCGGAGAUGCUGGAAAGAAACGUCGCCCAAGCUCUUGAAACAAUGGCAGGAUGUGUCGAGCAUUUCAAAGAAACUCCUGGCUGCCAGGUGGUUGCGACUGAAAUCCACGGCAAGAUCAAGGACUUUGCAAGGCACAUCCCUAUGAUUCAAGGACUGAGGCAUCCUGGGAUGAAGCCCCGCCACUGGGAGAUGCUUGCACAACAAACUGGGAUCAUAUUCAUGCCUGUCACGGAUCUAACCUUCUCCCUUUGUCUGGAUCUGGGACUACAGAACCAUGUCGCUGCCGUGGCUGAGGUGGUGGAAAUAGCUGAGAUGGAAUUUGCCGUUGAGCAGAGUCUGGAGGAGAUGCAGCACAGCUGGUCAACUGUUUGCCUGGAUGUGCUGCCACACCAGGAGUCAGGCUCUUACAGAGUGCAAGUUCCAGAGGAAGUAUUUUCAUUGCUCGAGAGCCACCUAGCUGUGACACGAAAUAUGUACACCUCCCCUGUCAAAGAAGUAUUUGAUGACCGCAUCCGCAGCUGGGAGCUUAGGCUUACACUUGCUAAAGAAGUGCUGCUGGAGUGGCUUGCUUGCCAGAGCUCAUGGGUCUGUCUGGAGUCUGCAUCGUCCUCUGAUGCCAUUGGUCAAAUAAUUCCAGAGGAGGCCAAGAUGCAUAAACAUGUCGACAGAGUGUGGAGGAGAAUCAUGAAAAUUGCAUUUGACAAUUCAAAGGUGAUGGAUUUGUGUUCUGAGGACUGUUUACUGGAUGAAUUAAAAUUGUGUAACAAAGUGCUGAAAGGCCUGGCUCAAACGCUGGAAAACGGGGCUGACAGUGGACUCAAGUCUUUCAUUUGACUUGGUUUGAGAGAACUCAGGGGCUCAAGGAAAAUCUAUACUGCAUUCAAAAACACCUCUUGCAAUUAUACUGAAUUAUAUAUUGAUGCUAAAAUAAUGGACCACAUUUGUCUUCAAGUUCAUCAAUUGUUACAGACUGUGUGCAUGUCACUGGCUCGUGUUGGGAAGAUGUAAUAGUCAACAAAAUGUCCCGUCAUUAUCAGUAAUACACAUGUUCAUAAUGUCGUAUUCUAAAACUGAUCAAAACAUUUGUUCAUAUGUUCAUAUGUAAAACUGCAGUCUUAAGAUGUGGGUGAAGGAAGACUGUCUUUUCAGAAACUGGCCAUGUUUAUUCAGGAAUAACUGAUCUGCUCCAACAUAAGUGCUUCAACUGUUGCCGUGUCACAUGGGACUUUUUUUUUUUUACCUUCAAACUCAAAUAUGCCAUAGAUCCAGAAGUGUAAAAAGCAAAGAUGUGUGCUUUUAAUACAUUUGAUAACUAACGAUGAAAGGAGCAAAUGCCAUUAAUGUACAUUUCAUUCUGGUCAGGAAUGUGCCUUUUAUGAGGUGAAGGGCAGCAGUUACAUCACUAAAAUGGCGGACCAUCAAAGACAUCAAGGCACAGCACUUGGUGAAGAGCAGUAAAUAUGGAGGUGCACAGGAUCCCGGGGAGCCAGAGGAGAGAAGGCAGAGAACCACUC